GGGAAACCCUCUCUCUUCCCAGUCCGCUCGUCCACCAGCCUUGACCGCCUCCUCCGCUCCCCUCCGCUCCUGCUCCUCCCCAUCCCCCACUCCCCCGCAGGAGCGGCGGCGGCGGCGGUAGUCGGUGGCUAGGUGUAUACCUCACCUCGGCGAGCGGCACCGGCGGCGACAAAGGCAAGAUGUUCGGGCGCGCGCCGAAGAAGAGCGACAACACCAAGUACUACGAGAUCCUCGGGGUGCCCAAGUCCGCCUCCCAGGAUGACCUCAAGAAGGCCUACCGCAAGGCCGCCAUCAAGAACCAUCCCGACAAGGGCGGCGACCCCGAGAAGUUCAAGGAGCUUGCACAAGCUUAUGAGGUUUUAAGUGACCCAGAGAAGCGUGAGAUUUAUGAUCAGUACGGUGAAGAUGCCCUCAAGGAAGGAAUGGGUGGAGGAGGAGGCCAUGUCGAUCCAUUUGACAUCUUCUCAUCAUUCUUUGGACCCUCUUUUGGAGGAGGUGGUGGCAGCAGCAGAGGCAGACGGCAAAGGAGGGGAGAAGAUGUAGUGCAUCCACUUAAAGUUUCUCUGGAAGAUCUUUACAAUGGUACCUCAAAGAAGCUCUCCCUCUCGCGCAAUGUUAUCUGCUCGAAGUGCAAGGGCAAGGGCUCCAAGUCUGGUGCUUCAAUGAGGUGCCCAGGUUGCCAGGGUUCAGGUAUGAAAGUCACCAUCCGCCAGCUGGGGCCUUCCAUGAUACAGCAGAUGCAGACGGCUUGCAAUGAGUGCAAGGGGACUGGAGAGAGCAUCAAUGAGAAGGAUCGCUGCCCAGGGUGCAAGGGUGAGAAGGUUGUUCAGGAGAAGAAGGUUCUGGAAGUUCAUGUUGAGAAGGGGAUGCAACACGGCCAGAAGAUCACCUUCCCCGGUGAAGCUGAUGAAGCGCCUGAUACUACCACUGGAGACAUUGUAUUCGUCCUCCAGCAGAAGGAUCACUCCAAGUUCAAGAGAAAGGGUGAUGACCUUUUUUAUGAGCACACAUUGUCUCUGACUGAGGCUCUCUGUGGGUUCCAAUUCGUUCUUACACAUCUGGACAACAGGCAGCUUCUCAUCAAGUCAAACCCUGGUGAAGUUGUUAAGCCUGACCAAUUCAAGGCGAUAAACGAUGAGGGGAUGCCAAUGUACCAGAGGCCUUUCAUGAAGGGCAAGCUCUACAUUCACUUCACUGUGGAGUUCCCUGACUCGCUGGCGCCAGAGCAGUGCAAGGCUCUUGAGGCGGUUCUUCCACCAAAGCCUACGUCCAAGCUGACAGACAUGGAGAUAGAUGAGUGCGAGGAGACCACUAUGCACGACGUGAACAACAUCGAGGAAGAGAUGCGCAGGAAGCAAGCUCAUGCUGCCCAGGAGGCGUACGAGGAGGACGAUGAUAUGCCUGGAGGUGCUCAAAGAGUGCAGUGUGCGCAACAGUAAGGAGCCUGCAGGGUUUGCGCGAACUUUUGGACCCAAUGUUAUCUCUCUGGUUUUGGUUUUGUCGUCGGAGUUAUGAAACAGGGAAGCAGCUGCUGAUUCUGAUUCGACCCCUGUAAGAGGGGGAAUGUAUCCCUUUUUGCUGUAACUGAAAAAAUGCUACCCAGGCGUAGGUGGCUACUUGUAACUGUUUUGUGAGACUUUGUAGGGUGCUUUCUAUAUAGGCAACUUAAUGUUUGCUGAUGGUACAGUAUGAAGCACAUUAGAGUGCAAUGACUCGAUUACCUGACGGCAUCGCCGUUCUGCAUCGAAAUAUUUUAUUCGGCUGGAUGCUGUUGAUCGUG
This is a messenger RNA of Setaria italica (foxtail millet), 1780 nucleotides long. RefSeq names its product dnaJ protein homolog. Gene Ontology annotation, molecular function: Hsp70 protein binding; ATP binding. Bases 180 to 1439 code for a protein of 419 amino acids. The transcript is spliced from 6 exons. Gene Ontology annotation, biological process: response to heat; protein refolding. NCBI's taxonomy places the organism in Eukaryota, Viridiplantae, Streptophyta, Magnoliopsida, Poales, Poaceae. The record is from RefSeq and is a predicted model, not a curated record. Gene Ontology annotation, cellular component: cytosol; cytoplasm.